Molecule: messenger RNA, 2359 nt
Organism: Scylla paramamosain (green mud crab)
Lineage: Eukaryota; Metazoa; Arthropoda; Malacostraca; Decapoda; Portunidae
Exons: 2
Coding region: 274-1953 (559 amino acids)
Molecular function (GO): GTP binding
Source: RefSeq, a predicted model, not a curated record
UUUUCAUCUCGCUUCUCAUUGGACGUUGUGGGAAUUCUCAGCAUCGUGAUUGGUGGGGGUUGAGUUGGGGUGCACAGGAAGGACCCCCCACUUGGGUGCUCGAGCCGAGGACCAACCGCCCAGCAGGCACCUCGCCAUUCACUCACAAGAUCUCGGGGAACGAAGGACUCCAGCCUCUCACUCUUGGUAAAUACACUUCUCUGCUGAUCCAUCCAGUCUACGCAGCAGUCAGUCGUAUCACAGACGUCAACUGCACCAAGGCAGCUUGUGAAGAUGGCGGGAACUGGAGAGACGCACCUCAAACUGUCCGUUCUUCAACGCUCCACCGUUGUCCAAGAUGGAACUCCAAGUGUCUAUGCUAUUCCAAUGGAGCAGACGGCGCGGGAUGAAGACGGGCACUUUGUAAAGCUAGAGUACGGACGUAGCAUUCAGAGCAAUGCAAACAAAGUUAUCAUGAUGGUGGGGGAAACAGGUUCUGGAAAGACAACACUCAUCAAUGGGCUGGUUAACUACGUCCUUGGAGUUGACUGGGAUGACAAAUUCCGCUUCAAAAUGAUUGUGGAGGACAGUAACGCCAACCAGGCAGUGAGCCAGACAAAGGAUGUUACUUCCUACACUCUACAUCACCAGGACGGUUUCCGAACGCCUUAUUCUCUCACCAUCAUCGACACUCCAGGUUUCGGCGACACUAAGGGCAUUAACCGCGACAAAGAAAUAGUGGAGCAACUUCGCAAGUUUUUCACCACCCCAGGAGAUGCUGGCAUCAGCCACAUCGAUGCUAUUGGCUUUGUGGUUCAGGCUUCCCAGGCAAGACUCUCUGUAGGGCAAAAAUACGUCUUUGACAGUAUCCUUGCACUGUUUGGCAAAGACAUAAGUGACAAUAUUUUCCUCCUUGUUACUUUUGCUGACGGACAGGAGCCCGAGGUGCUAAGUGCUGUGAGAGAAGCUGAAAUACCAUACAAGGAAUACUUCCAGUUCAAUAAUUCUGCUCUUUACACCCAGACGGGUAAAAACCAGAGAUUUGCCUCUCUUUUCUGGGAAAUGGGAUGUGAAAGUUUCCAGAUCUUCCUGGAGAAACUCCUCCAUGUCGAAAGCAAGAGCCUCGUUCUUACUAAAGAUGUCCUUCGUGAGCGCAAAAGCAUUGAAGUAUACAUUGAAGGCAUAGAAAAGGAAAUCAGAGUAGGCCUAAGUAAACUGAAUACCCUAGAAAAGGAGAAGAAAUUGUUAAAAGAACAUGAAUUUGAAAUAGAAAAAAACAAAAAUUACACAGUAGAAGUUGAGGAAGAUGUCUAUGAAAAGAAACCUAGUAAUUCGUUUCUUUUUCCAGGAAUGCGUAACUGUUUGAAAUGUGAGCGCACUUGUUGCCAAAACUGCGUGGCUCACACUCUUGGUCUUGGUGACUUAGGGUGCUAUGCUAUGAGUAAUUCAGCGGCUCACUCUCUUGGGUCGGGAUUUGGAGCAAUCUUUGGAUUUCCUCCUACGAGUAUGAACAAGUCAUCGAUGUGUUUGGUCUGCCCUUCACAUUGCCCUGCUGCAGAACAUCAAAUAUGUGACUACAUGUUCUAUGUCACAAGGAAGAAAUCUGUAAAGACGGUGGAUGAAAUUCGUGAACGAUACGAAAAGGCAAGAGGGAAGAAACUGACCGCGCAGAAUCUGAUUGACGAGAUUCAGGCGGAAUAUGAAGAGGGACAGGAAAAGAUACUGCAAAUGGCUGACUGUGUGCGGAAGUCCCUUGAGAGACUAAGGGAAAUAGCUCUGAGACCAGAUCCACUGAGCACUGUCGAAUACAUCGACAUGAUGAUAAAGAAUGAGGAAAGAACAGCAAAGGCGGGAUGGCAAGAAAGGGUUAGUCAGCUUAACCAAAUAAGACAAAUGGCGGAGCAAGUAAAGGAUAUUGAAACAGGAAAUUUUAAUCCAAAUCAGAAAUGCGAGGCUAUGGAUGACGAGCAGUAAAGAGUGAAAAAUCUCCAAAGCAUCAAUGGAAAAUUAACAUUAAGAUUUUUUUUUCAUUUUUUUUUCUCCAUUUCAAUUAAUAUUUCAAAUUUCUCUCUCUCUCUCUCUCUCUCUCUCUCUCUCUCUCUCUCUCUCUCUCUCUCUCUCUCUCUCUCUCUCUCUCUCUCUCUCUCUCUCUCUCUCUCUCUCUCUCUCUCCCUCCCUCCCUCCCUCCCUCCCUCCCUCCCUCCCUCCCUCUCUCUCUCUCUCUCUCUCUCUCUCUCUCUCUCUCUCUCUCUCUCUCUCUCUCUCUCUCUCUCUCUCUCUCUCUCUCUCUCUCACACACACACACACACACACACACACACACACACACACACACACACACACACACACACACACACACACACACACACACACAAUAAAA